GAUGUUGUUCUUCGGCUUGCAAGCCUCCCCUUUUUUCCUCCAAACAUAACAAUGGUCAUUAUGGCCAAACAGUUAUAUUUUUCUUUCAUCAGACCAGAGGACAUUUCUCCAAAAGGUAUGAUCUUUGUCCCCAUGUGCAGUUACAAACCGUCUGGCUUUUUUUAUGGCGGUUUUGGAGCAGUGGCUUCUUCCUUGCUGAGCGGGCCUUUCAAGUUAUGUCGAUAUGUGACUCGUUUUACUGUGGAUAUAGAUACUUUUGUAUCUGUUUCCUCCAGCUCCAGCGUCCUUGAAAUACAUCCACGGGUACACCUCCAAUUGACUCAAAUGGUGUCAAUUUGCCUAUCAGAAGCUUCUAACGCCAUGACAUAAUUUUCUGGAAUUUUCCAAGCUGUUUAAAGGCACAGUCAACUUAGUGUAUGUAAACUUCUGACCCACUGGAAUUGUGAUACAGUAAAUUAUAAGUGAAAUAAUUUGCCUGUAAACAAUUGUUGGAAAAAUGACUUGUAGAUGUCCUGACCGACUUGCCAAAAAUAUAGUUUGUUAACAAGAAAUUUGUGGAGUGGUUGAAAAACAAGUUGUAAGGACUGCAACCUAAGUGUAUGUAAACUUCUGACUUCAACUGUAGAUCGAUGAGGUUGUUUACUUGACAAUGCCUGCAGCUUUAACCUUCAACCAGCCUCUGAGAGUGUCUCUGAACACAGGGACACAGGACCAGGCAGAGAGCCUUAAAAUGGCCACAUCACAGAUCACGCUAUUGCAUAACCCACUCCCCAGCAUGGCACUGUUCUGGGAUGAUGUCACAGGUCAGCAGUACCGGCCCGGACUCUAUUUAUACCCUAACCCUGAGAGUCUAGCAUUAGUGCUAAGUUAUUGUUUUAGAGUCACUGAACCCAGGGAUGCAUGGAUGUCAAUGGCAGUGUGACACCCAACAUACCAGACCAGACCACCAAACUUCACUUCAGGUGCUGCACAGACACAUAAGACCUUCCCAUAAGAAUACAAACAGAAGCUCUUCCCAUAAGACUACAAACAGAAGCACUUCCCAUUAGACUACAAACAGAAUACCUUCCAAUAAGACUACAAACAGAAGACCUUCCAAUAAGACUACAACCAGAAGACCUUUCCAUAAGACUACAAACAGAAGACCAUCCAAUAAGACUACAAACAGAGAACCUUCCAAUAAGACUACAAACAGAGGACCUUCCCACAAGACUACAAACAGAAGACAUUCCCAAAAGACUACAAGCAGAAGACCUUCCCAUAGGACUACAAACAGAAGACCUUUCCAUAAGACUACAAACAGAAGACCUUCCCAUAAGACUACAAACAGAAGACAUUCCCAAAAGACUACAAGCAGAAGACCUUCCCAUAGGACUACAAACAGAAGACCUUUCCAUAAGACUACAAACAGAAGACCUUCCAAAAAUACUACAAACAGGGGCCUCCCGGGUGGCACAGUGGUCUAAGGCUGUGCCACCAGAGACUCUGGGUUCGAGCCCAGGCUCUGUCACAGCCGACCGCGACCGGGAGGUCCAUGGGGCGACGCACAAUUGGCCUAGCAUCGUCCGGGUUAGUGAGGGUUUGGCCGGUAGGGAUAUCCUUGUCUCAUCGCGCAAUAGCGACUCCUGGGGCAGGCCGGGUACAGUGCGUGCUGACCAGUUCGCCAGGUGUACGGUGUUGCCUCUGACACAUUGGUGCGGCUGGCUUCCGGGUUGGAUGCGCGCUGUGUUAAGAAGCAGUGAGGCUUGGUUGGGUUGUGUUUCGGAGGACGCAUGACUCUCGACCUUCGUCUCUCCCGAGCCCGUACGGGAGUUGUUGCGAUGAGACAAGACAGUAACUACUAACACUUGGAUACCACGAAAUUGGGGAGAAAAAGGUGGUAAAAAAAGACUAUAAACAGAAGACCUUCCCAUAAGACUACAGACAGAAAACCUUCCCAAAAGUCUACAGACAGAAGACCUUCCCAUAAGACUACAAACAAAAGACCUUCCCAUAAGACUACAAACAGAGGACCUUCCCAUAAGACUACAGACAGAAGACCUCCCCAUAAGACUUAAAACAGAAGGCCUUCCCAUAAGACUACAAAACACACUGGCAGUGUGGUACCAGGACAACAACCUCUCCCUUAAUGUGAGCAAGACAAAGGAGCUGAUCGUGGAUUACAGGAAAAGGUGUGCAGAACUGGCCCCCAUUAAUAUCAACGGGGCUGUAGUGGAGCGGGUCGAGAGUUUCAAGUUCCCUGGUGUCCACAUCACCAACAAUCUAUCAUGGUCCAAACACACCAAGACAGUCAUGAAGAGGGCACUGUUGGUUAAGGGCUUGUAAGUAAGCAUUUCACAGUAAGGUCUACACUUGUUGUAUUCGGGGGAUGUGACAAAUAAGGUUUGAUUUGACUCCAGUGCUAUGCAGACUUGGCCCAUAAGAUGACUUACUGACAGCAUUGACAUAAACACCAGCCAUAAAGCAUUGUAUAUUUUGAUUUCCCCGCUCUUGUGAGAGAGAAAAGGCAGUGGAAUUCAAGCAUGGUUGCUUUGACAAGCUAUACGUUAAUCAUGGUACAGAUGUAGGAUCUUAGUUUGAUCAACCUGUUUCAAGAGAACAUUCCAUUUCAAAUUGUAAAACUUGUAGUGUAUUUGAGGUUUAAAAAGGCUUCGGUAGUUUGUAAUAUCCACUUAGAAAUGUAAGACUUGACUUUGUUUUGACUUGACUUUGUUUUAAAGCUUUUUUUGCGUUCCAUUGGCUGUAGCCUGGAAUAAAGUGGGCAGCCAGCGUCUUCUCCCAUGGUGAAGGGUUCUUGCCUUCCCCUCCACUCUGGUAAAGGGUAAAUAUGAUUUUGCCGCUUGCCUUGCCAUUAGUUGUUCAUCUCAGGAGCCUCCUUCAUACCUAUUCAGCGAGGGCAUGGUGGGAGCUAUAGGUUCCGCCACUUUGCAUCGCUGAGCCAGAGCCCCGCCCACCAUCAUGUCAGUAUCUCUGACUUGACCGAGCCCCCUCGAUAAUCCCUGGGAAGUCGGAGCGUAGGGAAGUUGGCAGAGCGGACGAUUUUCCCGAAGGAGAGGUCGGAGAACUCUUCCCUCUCCUCGGUGUCACUGCUACACUUAGCCUCCCCGGGGGCGUGAGCUUGGGUCAGUGGAGUCGGCUCUUUGAAAAUAGCGUCCUCCAUAUCCCCAUUGUCGUCAGUUUCAUCAUCUCCAGAAGAGCCCUGAGAGUGCAGAGAUAACACCAAUUGUUCCCGCCGCAUCUUGGAGGAUAACAGGAUGCAGCUGACGCAUUCCGGGGGUCCUGGAUGCCGUCUCUGGCGUGCUUUGGGCCCAAGCAAAUGGAACAAGUCGUGUGAGUCCAGACCCGCAGAGAGACAGGAACAGCAGCAUUGAGCUUUUAAAAGAUUUUGGGGUGGCAGGACCGUCUUGAGGCUUAUCUUGUCAUGCAAUUCUUCAGACCAAUCUUCAGUCUCGCUGAAGGAAAAGUCAUCCACAUAAUAAUUCACAUUUCCUGUUGCUGCAGGAUUAUUUUGCUGCCGUGACAAACUGGCUCAAUUUAAGAUCCCACAUCUGUAUGGUUUGCUCAACAGAGCCUGAGAUCCUUCCUACAACCAAGCACUACCUCCCUCACUGAAAUCAAGUCAAAGUUUAUUCAUCAUGUACACAGUUUACAGCAGGUAUGAACGGUGCAGAGAAAGGCUUACAUGCCAGCUCCCUCAACAGUGCAGUACAAAUACCAAUAAUAAUCCAUAUCAAUAGUAGCCUUAGGUUCAGGCCGCCCUGUGUUUCAUUGUCAUUCAUUCACGUUGAUACUAUGUUGUGUUUCCCCCACUAUCUUAUAUACAUUGAUACUAUGUUGUGGUUCCCCCACUAUCUUAUAUACGUUGAUACUAUGUUGUGGUUCCCCCACUAUCUUAUAUACGUUGAUACUAUGUUGUGGUUCCCCCACUAUCUUAUAUACGUUGAUACUAUGUUGUGUUUCCCCCACUAUCUUAUAUACGUUGAUACUAUGUGGUGUUUCCCCCACUAUCUUAUAUACGUUGAUACUAUGUUGUGUUUCCCCCACUAUCUUAUAUACGUUGAUACUAUGUUGUGUUUCCCCCACUAUCUUAUAUACGUUGAUACUAUGUUGUGUUUCCCCCACUAUCUUAUAUACGUUGAUACUAUGUGGUGUUUCCCCCACUAUCUUAUAUGCGUUGAUACUAUGUUGUGUUUCCCCCACUAUCUUAUAUACGUUGAUACUAUGUGGUGUUUCCCCCACUAUCUUAUAUACGUUGAUACAAUGUUGUGUUUCCCCCACUAUCUUAUAUACGUUGAUACUAUGUUGUGUUUCCCCCACUAUUUUACCCACGUUUUAGCUGACAUGGGCUUCGCCAGACUCUUCAACUCUCCUCUCAAACCCCUGGCAGACCUUGACCCCGUUGUGGUGACAUUUUGGUACAGGGCCCCUGAGCUUCUGCUAGGGGCCAGACAUUAUACCAAAGCAAUUGACAUUUGGGCGAUUGGCUGCAUCUUUGCGGAGCUGCUGACAUCGGAGCCCAUAUUCCACUGUCGCCAGGAGGACAUUAAGACCAGCAACCCCUUCCACCACGACCAGCUGGACAGGAUAUUCAGUGUCAUGGGCUUCCCAGCAGAUAAAGAUUGGGAAGACAUCAGGAAGAUGCCAGAGUUCCCCACCCUUCAGAAAGACUUCAGGAGAACGACGUAUGCAAAUAGCAGUCUAAUCAAAUACAUGGAGAAGCAUAAAGUCAAACCUGACAGCAAGGUUUUCCUGUUGCUCCAGAAACUCCUUACAAUGGACCCCACUAAAAGGAUUACGUCUGAACAGGCACUACAGGACCCAUAUUUCCUGGAGGAUCCCUUACCAACCUCAGAUGUAUUUGCCGGAUGUCAGAUACCUUACCCAAAACGAGAGUUUCUAAACGAAGAUGAGCCAGAUGAGAAAACAGAGAAGAACCAGGUCCAACAGCACCAGCAGAUGACAGCCCAGGCCCAGGCCCAGCAGCAGAGUGGCACCCAGCAGGCUUCUAACCAGCAGAGCUCCACCCAGACCAACGGCAAUGCAGGGGCCACUGGAGCCAACUCCGGGGGAGGCCUACAGCACGGCCAGGACCAGGGGCCCCCCAACAAGAAAUCUCGCACCGGGCCCUCAGGAGCCUCCUCAGGCACUGGGAUCCACCAGCACUCCAGCUCCCGCCUUGGUUACCAAAGCAACAUCCAAGGUUCCACUCAGUCCCAGGGAUACUCGUCGUCAUCCCAGCAGAGCUCACAGUACUCACACCAGCCACACCGCUACUGAGGCUCUUAGAACAGGCCAGGGGCCUCUCCCAAACCAACCCUCUCCCAAAAACAAACCUUAGCAUAACCUCUCACCUCCCUCUGGCCAAGGUAUUACUGACUCCUCAUCCUGAUCAGACCUCAUUAUGUGUCAGAUAAUUCCAACAACACAACAGUCACUCAUUAUCCACCUUCAUGUCAGCCCUACUACACUGACUGACCCUGGCCUCACUUCCAGCCAAUGUCCUCACACUUACCCACCCGAGGGCACUGCAAUAUGAAGGCCAACUCAACAUAGGAACCAAAAACAAACCCUGUCUCCUUGAGGGGUAGGACAAGAUUUUCUAUUAUCAUCAAGUGGCAAAAUCGAUUGAUACUAGAUAAGAAGGAAACACGUCAGGUGCAACUGACUACACAACACAAAGACUAUGAACCAUGACACUUACAAAAACAUGUUCUUCAAGAGGAAGAAUUGCAGCUCUGUUCAUAUAUAAAUAUAUACUAUAUAGUACCUUUUUUAAUUUGUUUAACAAGAGACUUGUUUUUGCUCAUUUGCUAUGUAGAGUUUGUUUACUUUGAUUGUGGAUGUUUUUGUAAAUAUUGUUCGAUAUAGAAGAAGAUGGGAUGAAACAGGAAAAUAGCCCUUUACUGUCAUCACUUUCCUUCACUAUACAGUUGUUUACCCUGAAUUUCACUUACCAGAUAACAAUUGAAUCAAAAGGAAGAAAAUGAGCCAACCCUUUCCUGAUGACAAAAGAUCUUCUUCUGAGAUCUUCCCCUUGGCUUGGAAAUACAUUUGUACAUAAGAAAGUUAGCUCUUUAGCUGAUGUGAUUGCAGGGAAUUACGAAAUACACAAUUUUAUCUUAAUCUUGUUAUAAAAAACUUUUUUUUUUCUCAUUUUAAGCCUUUUGUUUUUCUAGAUUUGUAGUCUGAAAGUCUGCAUUGGAAGGAACCGUUUAUCAGCCUUUCUUCAGUCUGCAGCAAGUUAUGUAAGCAUCUCUAGGUACCCCAUGUCGCCUGACCGAUAACAACUACCAAGCUACUGUUUUACUAUGAGUCAUGUCCAUCAAGGAAACAUUUGUCGGUGAAUCUGAAUGUUCUCCUUUCUGGCCAGAGGUGUUUGAGUGUGUGUGAGAUGCUUGUUGUGGACACCUUGGGUUGACAGGUCUUUCCAUGGACACAGACAUCACUGAAGGUGACAUCAUAUAGUGCAGCUAACAGUGUGUAUGUUCCUGAGACGGUUACUGCCUGAUAGUUUUUUUUAUUUUCCAUGUAUUUUUCUAGCUUUUAAUGUUUCAUUAUUGCCCUUUACAUGUUUGUAUUUCCCUCUUAUUCAGUCAAAGGACUGCACUGCUGAACGGAUCUGCAAAGACCUGGAACAAAUAUGGGAAGUCUUGCACCCCAGCCUCUUCAACUCCACACCCCUGGUAUUAACCCAGGUAGAAAAAGGUUUUCUUAUAGUACUUAUCCUGUGAACUAGUUGACUGGAUCUGUGUGUGUGUGUGUGUGUGUGUGUGUGUGUGUGUGUGUGUGUGUGUGUGUGUGUGUGUGUGUGUGUGUGUGUGUGUGUGUGUGUGUGUGUGUGUGUGUGUGUGUGUGUGUGUGUGUGUGUGUGUGUGUGUGUGUGUGUGUGUGUGUGUGUGUGUGUGUGUGUGAGACACACAGAGAGACUGUAGAUGGACAUGGGAUAAGACAGCCUCUUCUGUGACUAGGGAAGGGAUGUGGAAACAUUGACAUCUAGUGGCUAUUGACAGAACAGGACCUCUUGUUCAGUGAUGGUGAACAUGUAUUGUGUUCAGUUUGUCACAAGGAUCAAGGCAAUCUUUAUCAAGACUUUGCAUUACGAUUCUUUAAACUGCCUUUUGUGAUGUUCAGAAACACAAGUCGUGUUCAACUGGCAUAUGUUGACGAUGAUGAUAAUGAUCAUCAACACUGUCCUUUUGUAGCCAAAGGAGAGAGACUCUUAUUUUGUUUUCUAUAGUAAGAAAAUAUUCACAGCAACAAUACAAGGUACUAACUAACCAACUGAUAUACUGCUCUCUGUGAUGCUGUUUGCUUCUGACAGUAAUACUGCACAGUUCUUCUGUGUUUGAUUUGUCUGUCAUCUCUGGCUCAGUCAAACAGGUGGAUUGAGAGAUCUGCUGUUGAUCAUCACCUGUCUGUCUAUCUGUCUGUCUGUCUCCUUCUCUCUCCUCACAGACCAUAUUUCUUUCUCACCACUCCCAGGUUACUGAAGUACAGUAUGUAUUAUGUGUGUUGUGGUGAAUGCCAAAACACUAGAUGAACAAAAGGGACUGCUCCCUCCUUGUUCAAGAUGAGUUCCUAACAGUCGCCCAGAAUGUUUUCCAUAUCGGACUGGCUCUCUAUUUGAUGCUGAUACAUUGUAACUGUAUUGGUUUGGGUUUGAGUUUCUCUUUUCUAUGUUCCGUAUGAUCUGGCAGGCACACAGGCCCAGUGGAUUAACAACAGCCUUCCCAGAACAGUGGUGUUUACUCGGGAACAAAACCAGCAGCUAUCGAACCUUUUUUCUCUCUUUUAUUCUAUUGGCGCAUAUCUGAAGUAUAGUUGAAGAGCAUUGAGAAUACAUUAGAUACUGUUUCUCAAUUUAUCUCUAUACAAGCGAGGUAUCAAAAGUAUUAUUCAUUGUGCGGCUCCAACAAGUGAUCGUGGGGCAAAUAACUGUUAAACAGUUCCUAUGCAAAAGCAAAGAGAAUGGUGCAAUGCUUAAAUUUUACUAUGAGAGAUUGAGAGUUUUCUUAGGGUUUUUAAAACGAUUGGGAUAUCCAUUUCCACAUCGUAAAUCUAAUGUUGAACAUCGUAAUUGAAGAAGGCAUUCACUUGUUUCUUACAGCAUUGUUAAUUGUACUCUAAAUGAAAUAUAAACUAUAUGGAUGGUAUAUGGUUGUCCCACGAGUGCCUUUUGUGUCCCUGGGAUAUUUUAAGUAGAAAUUGUGCACCAAUUUUGAAUUUUAAAAGCCUGCUAUAUUAAAUGAAGUGCCCUUUAAUAUAGACCACGUGUAGAAUUCAAUCCAAUCUGAUUAUUAUAUGAAUAAAGGCUUGCUAAUGUGCGAAAAUCCUGUAUUUUGACAGGUCCCUCAGUUAACCCUGUGUCACUUAUAGGAAGAUUUCAAACCACUUCAUCCAAACAUUUCUCCAAGUUUCACCAUUAUUGUAAAGCCUUCGUUAUUUUGUUGCUUUGACAAAGUCAUUUCUGAAGAUUAUUAUUUAUUUCAUGUGAUUAGUUAAACAUUUACGUCUAUCCCUCAUUUUAAGGUCAACCCUGUUAUGUGAACUCAACUCUAUUUUUAAUGUGGUGAAACUAUUCCUUCUCAAAACAAACAUUGAACAUCUAAUAGUCAAAUCAUAGUGUAAAAUCAGGUGAGCUGGUUCUACUCUUUUUGGCAAUUUUCUGUUGUUUUGUGGUGGAAAACUGAGCUGUCGAGCAUAAAAGUCAACCCUGUUACCCGUAGAUAUACAGACUAGAAAUGUUUUAGCAAUUUCUUUUUUUUUUGUGAAGCUUGCAUUUAAUUGCCACUCCACAUGCUCACAACAUGAUUCCAUUCCCCCUGUCACGAUGGGAUUUAUGGCUGAUUUAAGAUGAAAUUGUCAACCAUGUUACGGUCAACCGUGUUACUUUAUUUGGCACUUAAUAGGCACUUGCUAUAGUAAAUGUGUUUUUAAAUUUAACCUCUUGAGUUGGGAAAACAGAUUUUUUAUGAAGUUGAACAUGUUAAAAACUUUUGGGGUUAUUACAUGAUUCCAUAUGUGUUAUUUCAUAGUUUUGAUGUCUUCACUAUUAUUCUACAAUGUAGAAAACAGUCAAAAUGAAGAAAACCCAUUGAAUGAGUUGGUGUGUCCAAACUUCUGAAUGGUACUGUGUGUGUGUGUAUAUAUAUAUAUAUAUAUAUAUAUAUAUAUAUACAGUAUAUACACGACAUGAACAAAAGUAUGUGGACACAUGCUUGUCGAUCAUCUCAUUCCAAAAUCAUGGGUAUUAAUAUGGAUUUGGUCCCUCCUUUGCUGCUAUAACAGCCUCCACUCUUCUGGGAAGGCUUUCCUCUCGAUGUUGGAACAUUGCUGCGGAGACCUUCUUCCAUUCAGCCACAAUAUUAUUAGUGAGGUCGGGCACUGAUGAUGGGCGAUUAGGCCUGGCUCGCAGUCGGUGUUCCAAUUCAUCCCUAAGGUCUUUGAUGUGGUUGAGGUUGGAAGCACAGAAUCAUCUAGAAUGUCAUUGUAUGCUGUAACGUUAAGAUUUCCCUUCACUGGAACUAAGGGGCCUAGCCCAAACCAUGAAAAACAUCCCCAGACCAUUAUUCCUCAUCCACCAAACUUUACAGUUGGCACUAUGCAUUGGGGCAGGUAGUGUUCUCAUGGCAUCCGCCAAACCCAGUUUUGUCCGUCUGACUCCCAGUUGGUGAAGCGUGAUUCAUCACUCCAGAGAACACGUUUCCACUGCUGCAAAGUCCAAUGGCAGUGAGCUUUACAGCACUCCAGCUGACGCUUGGCAUUGCACAUGGUGAUCUUAGGCUUGUGUGCGGCUGCUCGGCCAUGAAAACCCAUUUCAUGAUGCUCCCGAUGAACAGUUCUUGUGGUGACGUUGUUUCCAGAGGCAGUUUGGAACUCGAUAGUGAGUGUUGCAACCGAGGACAGGCUAUUUUUACGUGCUAUGUGCUUCAGCACUCAGCGGUCCUUUUCUGUGAGCUUGUGUGGCCUACCACUACAAAUCAAAUCAAAGUUUAUUUGUCACGUGUGCCGAAUACAACAGUGAAAUGCUUACUUACAGGCCCUAACCAACAGUGCGAUUUUAAAGUAAAAAAUAGGUAUUAGGUGAACAAUAGUUAAGUAAAGAAAUAAAAACAACAGUAAAAAGACAGUGAAAAAUAACAGUGGAGAGGCUAUAUACAGGCACCGGUUAGUCGGGUUAAUUGAGGUAGUAUGUUCACGUAGGUAUGGUUAAAGUGACUAUACAUAUAUGAUAAACAGAGAGUAGCAGUAGUGUAAAAGAGGGGUUGGCGGGUGGUGGGUGGCGGGACACAAUGCAGAUUGUCUGGGUAACCAAUGUGCAGGGGCACCGGUUAGUCAGGCUAAUUGAGGUAGUAUGUACAUGAAUGUAUAGUUAAAGUGACUAUGCAUAUAUGAUAAACAAAGAGUAGCAGCAGCGUAAAAGAGGGGUUGGGGGGGAGCGGGACAAUGCAAAUAGUCUGGGUAGCCAUUUGAUUACUUGUUCAGGAGUGUUAUGGCUUGGGGGUAAAAACUUUUGCGAAGCCUUUUGGUCCUAGACUUGGAACUCCGGUACCGCCAUGCAGUAGUAGAAAGAACAUUCUAUGACUGGGGUUGCUGGGGUCUUUGACCAUUUUUAGGGCCUUCCUCUGACAGCGCCUGGUGUAGAGGUCCUGGAUGGCAGGCAGCUUAGCCCUAGUGAUGUACUGGGCCGUACGCACUACCCUCUGGUGUGCCUUGUGUUCGGAAGUCCGAGCAGUUGCCGUACCAGGUAAUGAUGCAACCACUCUCGAUGUUGCAGCUGUAGAACCUUUUGAGGAUCUGAGGACCCAUGCCAAAUCUUUUUAGUUUCCUGAGGGGGAAUAGGCUUGUGUCGUGCCCUCUUCAUGACUGUCUUGGUGUGUUUGGACCAUUCUAGUUUGUUGGUGAUGUGGACACCAAGGAACUUAAAGCUCUCAACUUCACGGCUGAGCCGUUGUUUCUCCUAGACGUUUCCACUUCUCAAUAACUGCAGUUAUAGUUGAUCCGGGCAGAAAUUUGACGAACUGACUUGUUGGUAGGUGGCAUCCUAUGGCGGUGCCAUGUUGAAAGUCACUGAGCAGCUCUUCAGUAAGGCCAUUCUACUGCCGAUGUUUGUCUAUGGAUAUUGCAUGGCUGUGUGCUUGAUUUUAUACACCUGUCAGCAGCGGGUGUUGCUGAAUUUGCCAAAUCCACUCAUUUAAAGGGGUGUCCACAUAAUUCUGUGUGUGUGUGUGUGUGUGUGUGUGUGUGUGUGUGUGUAUAUAUAUAUAUCUAGACAUGAGCAUAUAUACAGUUGAAGUCGGAAGUUUACAUACACCUUAGCCAAAUACAUUUAAACUCAGUUUUUCACAAUUCCUGACAUUUAAUAGUAGUAAACAUUCCCUGUUUUAGGCCUUGAAAUACAUCCACAGGUACACCUCCAAUUGACUCAAAUGAUGUCAAUUAGCCUAUCAGAAGCUUCUAAAGCCAUGACAUCAUUUUCUGGAAUUUUCCAAGCUGUUUAAAGGCACAGUCAAUUUAAUGUAUGUAAACUUCUGACCCACUGGAAUUGUGAUGCAGUGAACUAUUAGUGAAAUAAUCUGACUGUAAACAAUUGUUGGGAAAAUUACAUGUGUCAUGCACUAAGUAGAUGUCCUAACCGACUUGCCAAAUCUAUAGUUUGUUAACAUGAAAUUUGUGGAGUGGUUGAAAAACAAGUUUUAAUGACUCCAACCUAAGUGUAUGUAAACUUCCGACUUCAACUGUAUAUAUAUAAAUAAAUAAAUAUAUAUAUAUAUAUAUAUAUAUAUCCAUGUCUAGAUAUAGAUGGGCACCUCUGUCCAACAGAACCUGAAUCACUAAGAUUUUCAUUCUACCACAAACUUGCUUGUCAACUUGAUAGCUCCUAGUUUUUUAAAAGGGAAUUCUUCUCUAUAAACAUAUGAAAUAAUCAUAUCUAGUUAGAUACUGACUGUGUGAUACAAGUAGUGCAUCACCAUGUUAUCUUGUUGCUGAUGUACUAUGGCAUUGACACAUUUGGAGGAAUUAGAGCUACAAUUGUCUCUUUUGCUUGUUUCCUUUGCUGUGUUUUUGCUCAGUGUGAUCAGAUCUGCCUCCGUUGCUGCUUGGAUUGUUUGUGUUUUUUACACUCAGUCAAUAAAGUCCAGUGCACUUUCUCUCACAUCUGUACCACCUCAUAAGUUUUACAGGACUGAAACAAUGCAUUUUUUAUGUGUGGACAGUGCCUUUUUUAGUCUGAGUGUUUAUGUUUGAUGUUGCCAUCACAUGAUGGGAUCUUCAGGACUAUGUUUAUUUCUCUUUGUCCUACGCCUUCUUUUAUAGUACAUUUGAGUUUGUUUCUAUAUAUAUUUUUUGUUUUCAAAUUCAUGUCGUGUGUUAUUUACUAAAUUUGUUAUUUCCAAAAUGUGGCAACAAGCAGUUAAAUAUCAGCUUUGAGUUCAAUGUAUCCGAUCUCGAAUUUAAUGAAUGCAAAAAGUACAGCGUAGAAUGAUUUAGCAUUUUCUCUUCUAAUCAAUAUUGUCCAAACACAUUGUUGAAACUAAAACACUGUACAUACGAACAUGUUAAUAAUUUGUCAUUGAAUCAUAUUGAUAAGAUAAUUGUCUUUUAAUGCACUGUUAUUGCGGAAAUAUUUUGUGGUAAAUGAAAAGUAUAUUUGUUCUUUUUUAGACACUAAAGAUAUGGCAGGUAAUGAAAGUUAUAAGCCAGAUAAAGCUCUUUUUAGAAGUUCUUACACGCAGUAUUUCUAAUACCCAAUGUUGCAUGUCUUUCUGUCUUUUCCAAUCCAGAACUUAAGCACUUCUGUCACCUUCUCAACAGUAUGUACAGAAAGACAGACACUACAUUUGCAAAGUGCUCCUGUGAAUGCCUUCUGAGAUGUUUGUUUUAGGACUCUUGUACAUGGAGAGAGACACUCACUUAGCCUGGUACCAGAUCUGUUUGUGCUCUUCCAACUUUACUGUUUAGCAUGACAAUGAGCGACAAGGAGUUGGAAAGAUAGCACAAACAGACUGGCAUUCAGGCUAGUGCUCACUGAUCUCCAACAUGAAACCAAUUUACCCAUUUAACCAGAGCAUUUAUGGUAUGCGUUUCCUGUUUUGAAAGAAAAUAUCUGUUUGGCUAUACUCUCACCAUGCCGUUUAAGUCUCACAGAAAGACAAAAGGCAACACAAUUGUUUGUACAUAUUUAUGUCACGGAGCACUCCUCAUCUCUCAGUUUUAGUAAGACAUGAAGUGUUCCACUCUGUUGUUCUGUUCUCUACACUACAUCCCCCAGGCUCCGUGGUAUGACACAACAGUGCUUUGCAGGUGUGGGUGUCUGUCAACUCUAAAGAUAUUUCGGUGUAUUUUGUGUGUGUAUAAAUGUGUGUGUGCACACAGAAGAUGUUCAAAAUAGACACAUGGCCUAAAUGUAUUGUGGUUCCAUAGCUUUCAUAUGUAAGGUAAUGGCACAGAGCAAGGAAUGCAAAUAAUAGAUUUCUUAAGCGGCUUUUAGCUACUUUGUCCUAAUUUCACUGUACAAAUGACUGUUAAAUUAGAUAAAAGUUGUGUAUAUUUAUUUUAUAUCCUCUAUUGUAAUAAAAUUUCUUUUGCUUCAGAUAGAAAGUC
Oncorhynchus nerka (sockeye salmon) is the source of this 13605-nucleotide messenger RNA. Its product is annotated as cyclin-dependent kinase 19-like. Gene Ontology annotation, cellular component: cytosol; nucleus. Lineage: Eukaryota; Metazoa; Chordata; Actinopteri; Salmoniformes; Salmonidae. The record is from RefSeq and is a predicted model, not a curated record. The coding region runs from base 3658 to 5277 and encodes 539 amino acids. Gene Ontology annotation, molecular function: protein serine/threonine kinase activity; ATP binding. The transcript is spliced from 8 exons. Gene Ontology annotation, biological process: protein phosphorylation.